This is a messenger RNA of Alternaria viburni, 459 nucleotides long. RefSeq lists its product as uncharacterized. The record is from RefSeq and is a predicted model, not a curated record. The transcript has a single exon. Lineage: Eukaryota; Fungi; Ascomycota; Dothideomycetes; Pleosporales; Pleosporaceae. Bases 1 to 459 code for a protein of 152 amino acids.
AUGCAGCGAUAUUGUCCAAACCUUCGAGAUGCUUUUGACGGGUUUGUUGGUUCCGAACUAAAGCUCGUUCCCAAGAGAAUUGUCAACCGCCAAAGGAUCGCCAAUCCGACCAAGAGACAGAAGCCUGGUAUCAAGCGCGAACUAGUUCUACGAGCUGGGUCACCACCUUUAUCGGCGGGUUGGGCUACGAUUACCGCAAAUGCUUUAGUUGUCGGCAAAACACCUAUGAUCGUUGGUGCGAACACUUCGUCAAGACUUGAAAACGCCCAAACUCACGUAGGACUCGGACAACUGACAUUGACGAGAUGCCAGAAUGUUCUACAGGCUGGCACAGAUGAUGGACAUGCCCCUGAACUGGGCGAUGAGACACUAUACGAGGAAGCUCACGAAGAAGAUCGUGACAACGAUGUUACUGCUGAGACUGGUCACUACCAGCUCAACCGAGUACCCACAUCUUGA